AUGAACGCCAAUGUCGACUACACCGCGGAGCUACGGGAACUUGUUCAAGACGAUAUAAACUUCCCCCGCAAGCUCAAAAAGGAAUACUUCAACGCACACGGUGUCGACUUUCACUAUAUUGUCAAGUGCGAGAUAGACAAUAAACAUGAGCUGGACUACUUAGUGGCGACUCUGGCUGCCAUGGGCCACGGGGGCGCUUAUAUGUGUAUAUGGUUCAUAACCGAUGACAACUUUUGGAUGACAUCCGAAGCACUGCACGACAGGGUAAUGGAAGAGAUCAGAGCAGCUGAGAAACGCCAAGAGGCGCAUUAG
This is a messenger RNA of Alternaria viburni, 312 nucleotides long. RefSeq lists its product as uncharacterized. The transcript has 3 exons. The record is from RefSeq and is a predicted model, not a curated record. Bases 1 to 312 code for a protein of 103 amino acids. NCBI's taxonomy places the organism in Eukaryota, Fungi, Ascomycota, Dothideomycetes, Pleosporales, Pleosporaceae.